AUGCAUAUCAUUGACCUGGCCACCAUCCCCGACUUGGCCAUUGCCUUAUUGCUCGAUUGGACGGACACAAACCGCCUGAUUGGCCUCUCGACCCGUCCUGCGAGGCUGGAGUGGUUUGCUAAAGCUUAUAGGGAAUGGGUCGGGAAUGAUUCAGAUAGAGUGUCUGCUAAGUUUUUCACAACGGAAGUUCUGAGGCCUGGUGGAACUUCCUACACAUCAGUUUCGCAGCAUUUUAUAUCUGCCGCAUCAGCCCGUGGAUUGCUCAUUUUCCUGGAGAAAAUGGCCCGGCAGUUUGCAGAAGAGCACGGCACCGAGGAUGAUUUGCUGCGUGCUGGGCUUGCCGGUGGUUUACAGCAGCUACAGCAUAUCAUGCUCAACAAUGGGAAGUUGCUGGAUGAUACAAGCAAGGCCCCCGACGCUGAGAAGGAGGCUGCGACACUUCGCAUGGCUGCACUCGGGAACGCGCGGGAGAUCCUCAUGAACCCAGGGUUGCGCAUUCUCCACGACAACCUCCUGGGGAUCGGUGGAGCAGCUCCUCCUCCCUCUCAUGGCGCACCGCCCCCUUCUUCUUCCUCGGCACCUCCCCAGCCGAAGCCUGAGCCUUCGAGCCCGCCCGGCCCUUCAGCUUCCUCAUCGUCCAAGGCGCCACCGCCAGGACCGUCUGCUACCGGAUCGAGCUCGUCGUGGGGCGACAAGGGCAAGGGCAAAGGCCCCUGCACGCAGAAGGGGAGAAAUGUUUGGGAAGAUGUCCAUGGGAAUGUCUUCGAGGAAUGUUCGGACAUGUCCGAUGUUUCGGAGGCCACUUUCCAGAGUGAUGGUUCGUGGGACUUAGACUCCGAGUCUUCCGGUCCGGAAAUCGACCGGUACCCUCGAAUCCGUAAAGGCAUCCAGGCCCCAGGCGAGACCGCCCUGAAGCCGACCAAAGCCCCUCCACCCCGAGAAGGUUGCUUCGAUACCUGGUGGUGCUUCAACUGCAAGACCAAAGUCUCGAUCCAGGGAGGCUGGGUCGCACCGCCCCGCUUACAAAGCACCACCGAAGGCGAGACCUUCCUCUCCACCGACUUCUUCGGCUAUGGGAUCUUCGCAAGCACCACCGCCAAGCCCUUCGGCAGCACCGCCCCCGUCGAAGGCUGCUCCGAAGGCCCCACCACCCUCAGUUUACAGCAACACUCUACACUGGGUGUGUGGGAGAUGUGGCGAAGUGAAUGGACUACAUCGGCUGCAAUACCUGUGGGUCUUCGCAACACUCUGCGGGCAACGUCCACGAGCAAGCCACCCAUUGGGUGUGUCCUCACUGCCAAGACGAAGUGUCUGUACGGAGGAGCAGCUGCCGCACCUGUGGUCCUCAACCGGCGGGAGAUCGUCAACCAGGGUGAAGCAGUGGAUUCCUCACCUCCUGAAGCCAGUGCAGUUGACGAGCCGGUCCCACACUUUGUUCCCCCCACGCCGAAGCUCUCGACGAUCCCCGCGAAAGCCUACCCGGGGAAAGCAGUCUGGACACCACCGGCUCAGGAGCUACGGGCAGUGGCCACCCCGGCCUUGUGGUUUACAACCAGGGACAUUGAUGCCGACACCCCAAGGCUGGUGAUUCCCUGGUCGUUGUUCCAGGUCGGCGUGGUUUGUGUCCGCCGUGUGGCACAAGAUAUCAUCAACGAUGCACAGCAACGGGACUUUAUGGACCGUAUCAAAGAGGUGAACCGAAUUUCCUGGAGAGACCAGGCCUUGGACAACACUUUUAUCCAGGCGAAGGACCGCCCAGGACGCUUCUGGGGCAAGAGACGCGACCCCACCGUCGAGGACGAGUCCGACAUGGAACUGACAGCUGAGCUGAGGAACCUGUCGGUGACCCAGCAGCGAUCGCUCCGCGAGCACACCGCCCAGCUGCGAGGGAAAGGAGCAAAGGGUGGAGGAUCUCAUCCGGGCUUGAGCCACACAGAGGCCUUCGUUCGACAUCGCUCUCGGCUGCGAGCUAUCCAGCACCAGAUGGAGCAUGGAGAUGUUUCCCUGCAGCCUCGAGCGACACAGCUGCAGACCGACAGGCCGUUACCGCCAAUGUUGAGCCUUGGGAGGUCGCACCGACUGGGCCUCCUUGAGAGACUCGAUCGGCUCGAACGACAGGGUUUCACUUGGACACAGGAGGAAGUCGAUGGUUGCCUCACCAUGGAACACUUCCUCAACUAUUUGGAGACGAGGGGAGUCAACCCAGCCGGUGCUCCACCUGAAACCCCGGGAACAGCCUCGAAGUCCGCAGGUGCUCCGCCUCCUCCAAGCUCGGCUCCCACCGGAGCAGAUGAGAACAGGAGCACCUCCACGCGGCAGAACCCAGUGCUCGUCCGACCCGAGAACUACUACGAUGAGCAACGACGAGACACUGGGGACCCCGAGUGCAACUGCGAAGGAUCCUCCGGAAGGUCACAGCUCGGCAUCUACGGUGACGAGUGA
Molecule: messenger RNA, 2442 nt
Organism: Symbiodinium necroappetens
Lineage: Eukaryota; Dinophyceae; Suessiales; Symbiodiniaceae
Source: the annotation of a GenBank genome assembly